UAUCAACUUAAAAAAAAAAAAGAUGCUUGCACGUAAAUUAAUCUUUUCGCGACAAUUGUCUACUUCUUUACCUCGGUUCCAAGUCAAACUCUUUGACAAGUUACCUGGAGAAGGUAGACAAGUGAGUAAGGGAGUACAAGACUUGUUAGGUCCCUUAAGAGCCGAAAACUUCAGUAACGCAGAUCCUUCUAAGACCGUGGGAUAUGAUCAUUUUGACGUGGCCAUUGUCGGUGGUGGUAUUGUUGGUUUAGCUACCGCAAGAGAAAUUCUGAAACGUCAUCCCCACUUAAAACUCACUGUGCUUGAAAAAGAAGCCGAUGUUGCUGGUCAACAAACGGGUCAUAACUCUGGUGUCAUUCAUGCUGGUUUGUAUUAUGAACCUGGCUCUCAAAUGGCUCAUACCUGUGUCAGAGGCGCUGAUUUGAUGUAUCAAUACUGUGAGGACAACAACUUACCCGUAGAACGUUGUGGAAAAUUAGUCGUUGCAUGUAAUGAGAAGGAACACGCUCAAGUCGAGAAAUUGUAUCGUCAAGGUACUGCCAAUGGCGUCAAGGGGUUGAAAAUUAUCAACAGCGACGAGAUAACGGAAUUAGAGCCCAAUGUCAAGGCUUAUAGCGCCCUUUUAUCUCCCAACACGGGUAUUGUCAAUUAUUGGUUAGUUAGUCAAUGUAUCGCAAAAGAAUUGAGAAAAAGCGGUCGAGUUGACAUCAAGACAUCAUUCGAAGCCAAAAAAUUUGAAAAGACGUCUGAUAACAAAGUACGUAUUUCCGGUAGCGAAAAAAUCAUGGAUGGACCCCAGUUACAAGUGACAGCCAAACAUGUGAUUACAUGCGGUGGUUUAUACUCGGAUCGUUUGGCGGGAUUGACAGGUGGCAAUGAUAAGAAGCAUCGUAUUGUGAGUUUCAGAGGUACUUAUUACCAAUUGAAGCCAGAGUAUCGUACCUUGGUGAAACGUAAUAUCUAUCCCGUGCCCAGUGGAGGAGGUAUUCCUGUUGGAGUUCAUUUUACACCCACUGUAGAUGUACGUCGCGGUCAUCAAACCAUUGUAGGUCCCGGUGCUUGUAUCACUUUCUCCCGCGAAGGCUAUCGCUUCUUUGAUAUCAAGAUCCGCGAUGUCUGGGAUAACGUCAUGAAUAGCGCAUUCUGGGCUUUUGCCUUGAAAAAUUUCAAUUUGUCCAUGGGGGAGUUGUACCGGGAUUUAAACAAGAAUGCCUUCUUGCGAAGCGGACAAAAAUUUGUUCCCGGAUUGACGGGUGAAAUGGUCGAGCCUAGUUUUGCUGGUGUCAUGGCACAGGUCUUUGAAAAGGGAGGUGUAGCAGCAGGAGACUUUAUUGUGGAACGUAAAGUGAUGGAUGGAUUGAUUUUAAAUGUUCGAAAUGCACCUAGUCCAGCCUGUACGGCUUCUCUUGCUAUUGGAGAAAUGAUCACUGAUACUGCUGAGCAGGACUUUAAUUGGAAAUAAACUCUUUUUAUUCUUUA
Mucor mucedo is the source of this 1479-nucleotide messenger RNA. Its product is annotated as FAD dependent oxidoreductase. The transcript is spliced from 5 exons. Gene Ontology annotation, molecular function: (S)-2-hydroxyglutarate dehydrogenase activity; (S)-2-hydroxy-acid oxidase activity. The record is from RefSeq and is a predicted model, not a curated record. Lineage: Eukaryota; Fungi; Mucoromycota; Mucoromycetes; Mucorales; Mucoraceae. Bases 23 to 1462 code for a protein of 479 amino acids.